AUGGCUGGAGAGUCCACGAAGCGCAAUCAGAACUUCUAUUGCCAAUACCACCAGGACCACGGGCAUACCACGGAGGAUUGCAGGAACCUUUGGAACCACCUAGACCAGCUCGUCCGAGAAGGAAAGCUGAAGCACCUCCUGCAUCAUUCCAAUGGUCAUCAAGGUCAGACCCAUCAGGAACCCCAGAGAGACGCUGCCCUAAAGCCGCCCGUAAGGACGAUCAAUGUAAUCCUGGUCACACUAGGAAGAACAGGCGCGCGCCCUUCUCGAGUAUUAUCUGUGUCCCAGCUGCCUGCCAGGGAGUCCCAGCCAGAGCCGAAAAAGGCCAGAAGGAAUUUUCACCUGGCCUUAAGCUUUUCAGAAGAAGAUAUGGACGGUACCAUCCAGCCCCAUGACGACGCGCUGGUGAUCACUCUCAGAAUCGGGGGCUACGAUGUGAAAAGGGUGAUGGUGGAUGGUGGCAGUGCUGCCGAGGUCAUGUACCCCGAUCUCUACAAGGGGCUAGGAUUAAAAUCGGAGGAUCUAACGCCCUAUAGCUCCCCUUUGAUGACCUUCGAUGGGAAGCUCGUUGUCCUAAAGGGCAUGAUUAGGCUACCCAUCCAGACCGGCCCAGAAACGGUGGAAGUAAACUUUAUCGUGGUGGACACCUACUCUCCUUAUACGGCCAUCAUUGGCAAACCUUGGCUCCACACACUGGGAGCUGUCGCCUCCUCCUUGCAUCACAAGUUGAAAUCCCCGUCGGGGGACCAAGUCCGCGAAAUUCGCGGGAGCCAAUCCAUGACAAGGCAUUGUGUGGUGGCUACUGUCUCCCAUCGUCUCGAUGCGGAGUCCUCGGCCUCUGCUGAAAGGAGCUUAUAG
This is a messenger RNA of Quercus lobata, 858 nucleotides long. RefSeq lists its product as uncharacterized. The transcript has a single exon. Lineage: Eukaryota; Viridiplantae; Streptophyta; Magnoliopsida; Fagales; Fagaceae. The record is from RefSeq and is a predicted model, not a curated record. Bases 1 to 858 code for a protein of 285 amino acids.